AUGAAUCCUUCUAUAACCGCAACUUCUGCCUCGACGGAAACGCCACCCACAGAUAUGGAUUCUCCGCCGACCCACUCAAUUAUGCCGCGCACGGAGCCCCAAGUAACGAUGGACCCCACAGACGACCUCAACUACGCUACCAAUUACCCCAAAUCAACUCACCUGGCCUCCUAUAUGCCCCUGUUGGAUAGGUGCCCGGAGCUCAUUCCCAUGACUAACCUCUCUCCUAGAGAUCGUCUGGAAGAGGAAUUUCGUAUCGCGCUUACCAUGGAGUCCUUGAACAUCCGGAGGGGUAAGAACGGUCUUGCAGGUCUCCCAGAGUUCGCAAUCCCCACUAUUACGUAUCAGUAUCCAGCCAGGAAGGGCGGAAUGAUAAAGAUUGCCUCUUUCAAUACAGGCUACAACAACGACCAGGCGGAGAAGAUAGUACAAAAGGCCUUGGAGGGUUUGAGGGAUUUGGACAUCAAAUCUGCGGUGGAUGGGAAUGGGGAAGAGGUAGUGGCCGACGAUAGUGAGAAUUACUCCGCCCCGCCAGCCGCUGCACCGGUCAAGCAGGGUGCGGACCUUGGUCCGUCCGCACAGCCCAGCUCACGUAUGUCAGCGGAGCCCACCACACCGAUAUCAAGCCCAUCAGGCGCCGGAAUUACCGCAGAGAACGCACCCGCCGCGGAGGCCCAACCUACACUCACUUUAGUGCCGGGGUCCGACCCACCCUCACAAAUACCCGCCAUAGACACCGCCGUAGAGACCACAGAGGACCGGCCCUCAUUAACCCACGAUACUUCCUCAUUACAAGGUCGUUCCUGGCAAACUCUUACGGUCGAAGAGGCCACCCACGCCCUUUCCCGCACACCUCCCACACAUCCGCACCACGCCGCAAACGUUUUCAUACUCGGCCAACUCUACCUUCUCCGCUACAACUCCACGAAAGACCACACAUUUUUAACCCUCGCCCUGAAACACACCGAAUCUUCCCUCCGCCUCUUCCCCGGCAUUCUUCGCCUGAUCCCACUCGUGAGCAUCUGCCGCAUCUUGAGCUUGCAGGGCAGCUAUACCCGCGCGGACUUGCUCCUGAAUGAAGGCUUAGUUAUAAAGAUUGAGGGGGCGGGGGUCUCCACGCUGAUGAGUUCAAGUCGUUUGCGCGGGGAGCGCUACUCCACUACACAGGAGGCAGAACAUCUAGAGAUGGCAAUAACAUAUAUGACUGAAGAGCUGGCAACACAGAGCGGGGAGGGAAGAGGCUCGCUUUUACUCACUUUGAGUUGUAUGCACAAUUACAGCUUCAUGGCUACACGGGAGGCGGCAGAUCUGGACAUGGCCAUCGACCAUCUGACCGAGCUGACGGGUCUAAGCGCCAACCCAAAGCUCCGGAGAAUGUUGGCAAGAUACCACGCUACCCGCUAUGAGACUAGUAAAGCUCUGACGGACCUGGAUGCCGCUGCGGCCGCUCUGGAAGCUGCGCUAUAUGCCGCCAAAGGAGGCUCCGCCGCUCGGGCGGACACUAUCCUCCGCGCAGCGGUGGCCCGCCACAGGUGGCUGAAUACUGACUUGGGGGCAGACGUGAGAGACGCGCUCAAGUGGUUAUAUAUAAUGGCCCUGACGUUCAGACCAUAUGCAAUGCUAGUUGUCGAGCUGGAGUUUCCAAGCAUCAAAGCUCUACUUCUUGCCCAUACACGCAUAAUUGGUGACCGCGAAAGCCUGGUGGAACUGAAGCACUUUGCUUCCAAAUUGUUUGAUCAGCUGCCCGAGGGUGAUGAGCGAAACAAGAUGGCGGUGGAGCUGGCCAAUCUAGAGUCCAAACUGGCUGACGGCUAUGGCAUGGAUCCAAUUGCUCAUGUAGAAGCGGGACUGGAUGUUAUUGAUCCGGAGGAGGAGCCGGAGUUGUAUAUCGAUCGCCUCGAUAUUCUUUCUAAUCACCUCAUGGCGCGAUUCGAGCGCUACGGGAACCCUGCAGAUGUAACAGCUGCGGCGGAAAAGCUAGAGAUUGUUGUUGCCGUGACCGAACCCGUAGGUUGGCGCUAUUUCGACCGCUUGCAAAGAUCAUCACGAUGCCUUUACAUACGCCACAGGGCGCUAGGGGAGCCAGCGGACCUCGACAGUGCAGUAGCCUACGGUGAGAUGUGUUUGGCCGCGGCGGAGGCCUUGCCAGGUGAUGAUGGCUCCCAUCAUCACAUUCGCGCGUCGCAUUUCUUUCUCAUCAUCGCCUACACCGCGAGAUUCAACCAAACAGACCAGGUGUCGGACCUGGACAAGGCGCGGAAGCUGGCCACGGUGGCGUCCGAAGGGAUAGAGGAGGGCGAUCCAUUAUAUGCUUCCAGCCUGGCAAAUCUCGCUCUGAACUACGGGAAGAUGUUCGAGAGGAGCAGUGUGAAAAUGCACAUCGAUUCUGCCAUUGAAAUUGGCCAGCGGGCUCUGGAGAUGGCGUUCAAGUGUAAGCUUGACCGAGAACACCAGGCUACGCAUAUGGAGCGUCUCAGCCGGUUUUACCUGUUGCGGUACCUAAGAAAGCCCAUUGCCAGCGAUGAGGAUCUGGUAGACGGGAUCCGUCACAGCGAGGAGGCGCUGAAACGGACACCAAUGGAUCACCCGGGGUAUGCAGACCGCCUAAUGCUUCUUGGGCGCUGGGCCCACCGGAAGCAUAUGCGGAAACAUGGCAGCCUCGAGGAUAUGGAUCGGGGGAUCAAAUACGUGAAGACUGCACUUGAUAUGAUGCCGAGCGGGAGCCCCAAGCAGGCGGACGCGAGGUCGACGCUCGCUCUAAUGCAGGUGAUGCGGCGGGCUCUUGGUGACCCCACUGACAAGGUGCUGGUCGACGCGGACACGCAGGCGUGGCUGGAGGGAUCAGAUGGAUCGAUAGAGGGGGUCCUAUCAGCGCAAUAUUGGCUGCGGUAUCAGCGGCUUGGGGACUUGACUGAUAUCGAGAAAGCCGUCGAAUACUCUCACGCCGCACUUUUAAAAUCACCAGAGCGAGAUGCCACACGCGGGGCUGUCCUCGCAGUGUUGGCCGGCCACCUCAUGAGUCGGUACGAGAGACUGGGCGCAAUGGACGAUCUCGACAUGGCCAUUUCCAAGGCGCGGGAGGCGGUCGAGUGUACGCCGUUCGACGCUCACGGCCGCCACGACCGCCUGAUAGAGCUCUGCCAACUCCUCAUUGACCGCUAUCGCCGCAUCGGCUACGCCGCAUUCGACGACCUCCUCGCCGCCAUAACUCUCGGCCAGCGCUGCGUGGAGGUCACCGACGGCAGCGAUCCACCGGUCCAUUUGCAGAUCAUGCUCGCCGACGCCCUCCACCUUCGCCACACCAUCUAUCCAAUCCUCUUCCACGACCUUGAGCGCGCGAUAAUUCUCACCCAAAAUGCCAGAGCCCUUAUAGGGCAGAUGUGUUCGCGGAACGUACACCCCAUCGACAUCAUCCACCGGCUUGGAAAGCUUUUUCGCUCGCGCUUCCGCUACACUGGCCUGGUCCACGACAUUGACACAGCCAUUGAGCACUUGAAGACUACCGUCAGGGAAUGUUAUGAUGAUGAACCCUCCCGUGGAAAGGUCCUGGACGAUUUGGGACGAUGCUAUCUCCUCCGCUACCAGGCAAAGCAGAACACGGGCCCGGAUGGGCAACUAUCAUUCCACUCCUUCCGCGACGCAUGGAACGUCACCUCCGCCGCGCCACUGGUACGCAUCCGCGCUGCACAGAUGGUAGGGAACGUCUAUGCCCGCUCUGGAAAGUGGACCGAUGCAGCGGGUGUGUACGAGGCCUGUGUGAACCUCAUGCCGCGGGUCAGCCUACCGUUUCUCCCCCGCGUGGAUCAGCAGCGGCUGUUGGCGAUGCUCACCGGCGUUGCGUCACAGGCGGCUACAUGCGCUUUAUUGGCCAGGAAAGGAGCCAUACACGCGCUGAAGCUACUUGAGCUGGGCCGUGGGAUUAUUGCGGGCUUCGUUAUCGACUGUCGCAGUGACGUGACAGACCUGGAGUCCGAGCACCCAGAGCUGUGGCGUCAGUUUACGGGAUUGAGGAGGCAGAUGGAGGACGGGCUUGCAACACCACUUCGAGCAACCGGGUGGGAGCUACUCGGUCCCAAGAGUGUCAUGGCCUGGCGUAAGAAGGUGAUGGCCAAGAUGGAGGAAGUGCUAGGAACGAUACGAGGCUUGCUAGGGUAUGAGGGCUUCCUGAGGCCGCCGAGCGCCGACAGUCUCAUGGCGCUCGCCGUCUCUGGGCCUAUAGUGGUGGUCAACGCCAAUGCGCCCCGCUGCGACGCCAUCAUGGUCACUAGCACCGCCAUCACGAGCAUCGCACUCGAUAGAUGGGAGUGGAAAGAAGCACAUCAACAGCUGGGCGGUAUGAAGGAUCUCGUGACGGGCGGUAUGUCCACCUACGCCGUCCGCACGAAGAAGAUGCAGGAGCUGCUAAUCUGGUUAUGGGAUGUCGUUGUCUCUCCCGUUCUCACCGAACUUGGCAUUACCGCCCCACCACCACAGGGGGGUGAGCUACCGCACAUCUGGUGGAUCGGCACCGGUCAGCUGGGUCUGGCCCCGUUCCAUGCAGCGGGACAUCAUAAGGAUGGGUCGACUGAGAAUGCAAUCAGUCGUGUCAUAUCCUCGUACACGCCAAACAUCAAGGCGCUGCAGUAUUCUCGGCAGAAGCCCGCGGAGCCCAUGAGGGACCUGUUGCUAGUCACAAUGCCGACGACUGAAGGCAAGAGUGAGCUUGAGGGUGUGACGGAGGAGGUAAAACGGAUUAUUGAGAUUGUGCAGCCCGAUGUCGCGACCGAUCUCAUGGUUCACCCCGAGGUUCCGGAGGUCCUGUCAUCCCUCGGCAACUAUCAAGUCGUUCAUUUCGCCUGUCAUGGUGUUAUCAACGCCGAGGAUCCCAGCAGCGGUGGACUCCUACUGCAGGGGGGACGACUCACGGUUGCCGAUGUAGCUGCAAAGAGCGGAUGCGCAAUGGUGGCCUAUCUCUCCGCCUGCUCGACAGCUGAAACUGGAGACAGUGUGUUGGUGGAUGAAGGAAUCACGCUGGCUGCCGCCUUCCAGAUGGCGGGAUUCCGGCAUGUUGUGGCGACCAUGUGGGAGGGGCGAGAUGAGGUGUGUGUGGGGGUUGCAGAGGGGUUCUAUGAGAAUAUAAUGAAGGGGUUUGGGGUGGCGAAGGCGCUUCAUGAUGCUGUUGUCAAGGCGAGGGGUGAGGGGAGGCGGGCGGCGAAGGUGUUGAAUUGGGCGCCGUUCAUACAUAAUGGAGCGUAG
This is a messenger RNA of Morchella sextelata, 5235 nucleotides long. RefSeq lists its product as uncharacterized. The transcript has 2 exons. The record is from RefSeq and is a predicted model, not a curated record. Lineage: Eukaryota; Fungi; Ascomycota; Pezizomycetes; Pezizales; Morchellaceae. The coding region runs from base 1 to 5235 and encodes 1744 amino acids.